AUGGUUUCAUCAUCUUCUCGUCGGCCUUCUUCUUACGAUGUAUUUAUCAAUUUCAGAGGUGCAGAUACUCGUCAAAACUUUGUCAAUCUACUUGACGAUGCUCUAAGAAGAAAUGGAAUCUAUGCCUUCAUAGAUAGCAAAAAACUCAGGGAAGGAGAAGAGAUUUGCUCAUCCCUUGUAAGUGCAAUUCAAGGGUCUGAAAUCUCGAUUGCUGUCUUCUCUAAGAACUAUGCAGAUUGCAAAUAUUGUCUCCUGGAACUUGCUAAGAUAUUGGAGUGUCAUUUAUUUGAAGGUCAAACCAUUCUGCCUAUAUUCAUUGAUAUUGAGCCACUGGAUGUUCGACAUCAGACGGGAAGCUUUGAAAGACCAUUUCAGAAACACAAGAAGAGGUGUGAGUCGGCUGAUGUAAAGAGUUGGAAGAAUGCUUUAACAGAGGUGGGGAAAUUAAAGGGAUGGACCCUCAAGGGGGAUGCAAACAUUGAGGAACAAUCAAAUGUAAUCAAGGAAGUUGUUCAAAGGGCUCUGAGAGAACUAGACAACACGCCCUUGGAUGAAUGUAGAUAUCCUAUUGGAAUUGAUCUCCACAUACAUAAACUACUUUCUCUAUUAGAAAUUGAUUCCGAUGAUGUACGAUUUGUAGCAAUAUGUGGCAUGGGUGGACUCAGAAAGACAACUAUUGCAAAAGCUGUCUACAACAGAAUCUUUCAAAACUUUAAAGGGAGCAGUUUCCUUAAAGAUGUAAGUGAAGAAGCAUCACGUAGAAAAAAUGGUAUAGUUUCUUUGCAAAAGAAACUUCUUCAAGAUAUCUUCAAAGAGGAUUGGGACAUAAGCAAUGUUUCUGGAUAA
Messenger RNA from Macadamia integrifolia, 846 nucleotides. RefSeq names its product toll/interleukin-1 receptor-like protein. The record is from RefSeq and is a predicted model, not a curated record. NCBI's taxonomy places the organism in Eukaryota, Viridiplantae, Streptophyta, Magnoliopsida, Proteales, Proteaceae. Gene Ontology annotation, biological process: signal transduction; defense response. The transcript is spliced from 2 exons. Bases 1 to 846 code for a protein of 281 amino acids.